Molecule: messenger RNA, 1713 nt
Organism: Loa loa (African eye worm)
Lineage: Eukaryota; Metazoa; Nematoda; Chromadorea; Rhabditida; Onchocercidae
Exons: 10
Coding region: 1-1713 (570 amino acids)
Biological process (GO): ribosome disassembly; mitochondrial translation
Cellular component (GO): mitochondrion
Molecular function (GO): GTPase activity
Source: RefSeq, a predicted model, not a curated record
AUGUUUGGAUUUGAACAAAUGAUGACUGCUCGCGAAGAAAUGUUUUCAAAAUUGGCGGAUUUGGAUGACCAUUUUGCUGAUAUAUUUUUGCAAACCAGUGGUGAAGAUGAUGCUUUGAAUGCAGAAGCGCUUAAUGCUAUGAGACGACUUACACUUACUCACCAGGUUGUUCCAGUGGCUUGUGGAUCAGCGUUAAGAUGUGUACAAAGUGUAAGUCCAGUCCUUGAUUUGGUCAUUAACUGUUUGCCAUGUCCUACAGAGAAGAAUGAUCUUGUUAAUAAAGUUUUUGACAACGACUUAAGUGCCCUGGUAUUUAAGAUUAGACAUGACAGAAGACUUGGACAGUUAACUUAUGUACGUGUUUAUACCGGCGAAAUCAAUAAUAUGGAUUCGUUAUAUAAUGUUAACAAGGGUAAUGUAGAAAAUAAAUUUAAUGUUCAUAUUCCGCACAGUGAUCAACUCCAAUUGGUUUCAUCUGUCAAGGCUGGAAAUAUCGCUGUUCUAACAGGUAUGAACUCUACAGUUACGGGCGAUACACUUGUUGCAAGCAAACGAGCAGCUGAAAUGGCAAGUGAAAGACGUCGGAAGCUAUCUGCUGAAGAUUUUGUUGAAGCUUAUAAUUUGUUUUUCCAAAGUGAUCCUGGACAUUCAGUUGGUUCCGUAAAAUCUGUUUUACUAGCGGGCAUUGAAGCACCUGAUCCAGUUUAUUUCUGCACUGUUGAGGCACCGUCUGAAGCAUCUAAUGCGUUGCAAGAGCUAGUAGUAGAAGAUCCAUCUUUGCAAGUGCAAUAUAACAGUGAAUUAGGUCAAACGAUUAUUGGUGCAAUGGGAGAACUGCAUAUUGAAGUUAUCAGAGAUAGGCUUCGACGUGAUUAUGGCUUGAAUGUUUUCAUGGGGUCAUUGCAGGUCGCAUAUCGCGAAGUAGUUGAAAAUGAAGUUACAAAUACCACAAUUUUGAAUGCUGUAUUUGGUGAGAGUGCAUUGAAACACGAAUGCGGGAUUACUUUUACUGUUAAACCGAAUAGAGAGAGUGGGAAAUUUAAGCAGCGUCAGCCUGUCAAAAGAUGUUCAGAAUCUCAAAUUCCAAUACUAAACCAACGUUCUGUUGGAGUUGUCAAUAACAUAUUGGUGUGCAUCAAAGAUUGUAUAUCGAAAAUUAACGAUAAAGUUGUGGUACUUUUGGAUGAUAAUAAUGAAUAUGCUGGUGUUGGCAUACAUGAAAAUUGGUUGAAUGCAAUUAAUGAAGGUUGUACUAAUGCUCUGUGCACAGGACCACAAGCUGGUUUCACAGUUUAUGAUGUUGCCGUGAUACUAACAAAUUUUGUGGCCAGUGGGAAACGUUUGAAUCCUGCAAUAAUAUCUGCUGCUGCCAAUAAGUGUGUAACUGAGGCUUUACAAAAGGCAGGUACACACUUGUUGGAACCUAUAAUGAAUGCUGAGAUAGUUGCAACAAGUAAAAGACACGCAGAUAUGACACUGCAAGAAGUCUAUAAGCGAAGAGGCGUUGUGUCAGAGUCUGGAAUAGAAUGUACUGGUGAUACGUAUAUUGUUCGGUGCAUUAUGCCACUUGCUGAAUUACAAGGGUUCUCCAAAAAUAUUCGAAUUAUAACUUCCGGACAUGCAACUAUUCACCUGGAAGUAGCUGGGUACCGAGAUGUAAGUGAGCAAAAACAAAAGGAAAUUGCCAAUUUAACCAGGAUUGGGAAUCGUUAA